Molecule: messenger RNA, 489 nt
Organism: Trichomonas vaginalis G3
Lineage: Eukaryota; Parabasalia; Trichomonadida; Trichomonadidae
Exons: 1
Coding region: 1-489 (162 amino acids)
Source: RefSeq, a predicted model, not a curated record
AUGGGAAACGAAGAAUCUGAAGCCAAACCGGUUGAAAUUAUCAAUGUGAAAACAGUUGAAAAAACAGCAAGAAGUGCAACAUCAGAUGUUCCUCCAAUCCCUGUUAUCAAUCCUUUAAUAGCUCGAUCAUUAAUUUCAGAAAAUUAUCCGAAAGAUCUAAAUAUCCCUCCUGGAAAACUACCUGCUGCACAAGCAGAAAUCAAAGAUUAUUUUAGUCAAUUAACAUAUCAUUUAAAUAAAAAUGAAGAAAUAAUUGCUAAGAAUAUUGCAAGGCAAAUGGAUCAAUACUCAAGUUUGAACGUUGCAUUAGAGAAAAGAAAAGAUACUUUAAAUGUUAAAUUAGAUGAAAUGUUAAAAACUUUCCAAUCUUUGGAUGAUGAUAUCAAAGAAGCUACGAAUUCAUUAUCAAAUUUCAUACAAAGAGCCGAUAAACUUGCUCAAAUUAUUGAUCCAUCUUUGCCUUCAUUCGAAGAAUAUAAGAAAAAUUAA